Messenger RNA from Myxozyma melibiosi, 465 nucleotides. RefSeq names its product Cu,Zn superoxide dismutase. Gene Ontology annotation, biological process: superoxide metabolic process. Bases 1 to 465 code for a protein of 154 amino acids. Gene Ontology annotation, molecular function: copper ion binding. The transcript has 3 exons. NCBI's taxonomy places the organism in Eukaryota, Fungi, Ascomycota, Lipomycetes, Lipomycetales, Lipomycetaceae. The record is from RefSeq and is a predicted model, not a curated record.
AUGGUCAAGGCUGUCGCUGUCGUUCGCGGAGACUCCACCGUCUCCGGCACUGUUACCUUCGAGCAGACCGCCGAAGGUGCUCCCACCAAGAUCUCCUGGGACAUCAAGGGCAACGAUGCCAACGCUCUCCGCGGCUUCCACGUCCACGAGUUUGGUGACAACACCAACGGCUGCACCUCCGCCGGCGGCCACUUCAACCCCUUCGGCAAGACUCACGGUGCUCCCACCGACGAGGCCCGCCACGCCGGCGAUCUCGGCAACAUCUCCACCGACGCUGCCGGAAACGCGGUCGGCUCCACCGAGGACUCGCUCCUCACUUUGAUCGGUCCCCAGUCCAUCCUCGGCCGCACCGUCGUCGUCCACGGUGGUGUUGAUGACUUGGGCAAGGGCGGUCACCCCGACUCCCUCAAGACCGGUAACGCUGGUCCCCGUCCCGCCUGCGGUGUCAUCGGCAUUUCCGCUUAA